GGCAACCUGGCGAGUGCUCAUCCGUGCUGUGGCUCACGCUUUAGUAGUGGAGGCCGAGACUGUUCUGGCGACGACGACCUGUACGGCGACGGCUGAGGCUCGCAGAAGAGCGUCGGAAUAGGGUCUGAAGGAGAGGCUUCAAGUCAGCCCAGACAGCUGGAAGGUGAACACCGGAGAGGCAGACUGCACUGUACAAGGAGCUUUACAAGACUGAGCUCCAUGAGGCAGGAUCCACAUCUUCAUUCUUCUGUCCUUGGCACUCAGUACGCUGCCUGUUAUAUAUUAAUAGAUGUACAAAUGUAUGACUUGAGGAAUUCCUAACUCUUCCUGAAAGCAUGGGAAAAUAUGAAGGCUUCCUAGAGAAGGUAGUGUGUAAGCUGGUUCCUAAAGGGAUCUAUCAUAAUGAAUGGAUCCAGUGUAGUAAACACAUCACCCAGCAUAAAAUCCAAGGAGGAUCAGGGGUUAAAUGGGCACGAUGAGAAGGAAAACCCAUUUGCAGAGUACAUGUGGAUGGAGAAUGAAGAGGAUUUUAACAGACAGGUGGAGGAAGAGCUGCAGGAGCAGGAUUUUUUGGACCGGUGCUUCCAGGAGAUGCUGGAUGAAGAAGACCAAGACUGGUUUAUUCCAUCACGAGACCUGCCUCAGGUCAUGGGACAGUUGCAACAACAGUUAAAUGGACUGUCUCUCAGCGAUGGUCAUGAUUCUGAAGACAUUUUGAGCAAAAGUAACCUGAACCCAGAUGCCAAGGAAUUUAUUCCAGGAGUGAAGUACUGAGCUGACAGAAAAGCUUUGAGGAGGACUUGUAUGUCGCCACAUCUGGGGACAGCGCUGCAUACAAAGGCAGCGCUAAAGGGGGGGGGGGCUAGGGCUGCACAGCGGGGAAGGGGAAUAGUGGUUUAAUGACACUGUGACUGGAGUAGCUAAUGUGCUCAGUCUUAAUCUGCAAGCCUGAGUGUUUCUCUUUUGUUCUACUGACUUCCAUUUUGAGCAGUUUCCUAUUAUUAUUAUUAUUAUUAUUAUUAUUAUUAUGUUUUUGGCUUGAGUUAAGGAAAUUGCAAUAUUCUUUUUUCUCACUUCAUCAGGAAUGUUCUGCUAUGUGUAUUUAAACAAAAAUAAGCUGACCAAGAAAAUCUGGGUGUUUACAAAUGCCCUCUUACCCUGCUGUAUGCUUACGAAGGCAGUACACACCUAGAAAACUACUAUCAGUCCAUUAAGCUGGAUGAGAAGAAGGAUGAACGGAAGAAGCAGGUGUUGUAAAAGAGUAUGCAACUCAGCUCUCCCAACCUGAGGGCUUCCUGCAGUGAACUGGGAUUACCCAUGUCUUCCUGCUGAACCCAUGUCUUCCUGCCUUGAACCCUGUUCAAGAAAACACAGACUUAAAGUACUGGUUUACAGUAACUCUUUUAAUGAUUGAUUAAAUUUGUGAUCAGAAGGGGGAGUUGUGAUGGGUAUUGUCACUUGAAUUUUACAGUUACUGUUGGCCUACUCCUAAGCCUCUGUUUACAGCUACCGUCAGACUCAGCAUUUCAAGGUACAGGAGCACUAGGGUAGAUUUGCCUCUUUGUGUCUCAUGGUAUCUCCUCCUCUAUCCCUUUCCACCCCCACCUUUCUCUGAUUUUAAGAAAAGAUAUUGUUACCAAAGGUGAGACAGAGGCAUGCUAUGCUGGACAUAAGCUUCAGGCUGGAGAAGUCAUCCUUGAAUCCUGUUAGUUGUGUCUUAAGUUUAUUUUGAGAUUUUUUUUUCACCCCUAUGAAGAUUUGAUCUUUUGGUGUCUUUCCUUAGAAAGGUUUAUGCACUUUUACAAGUAACUUUAUUUUUUGGAACACUAACAAGAAGCUCAGUUCAUAGUUUCAAUGCUUUUCCCACUUCAUAGAAUUAUGCAAAAGAACUAAAAAAAAAAAAAAAAAAGCCCAAUAGAGUGAAUUCUACUUGACCUAAGUGACUGUGUGACCCACCAGGAGAGUUUCAGCGAUUACCAAAUCUUUCUGUUCCUAUGUGCCCAGCUUUGCAAGUUUUCUCAAUUGGGUUCUCUGGGUUCAUUCCUUUUGUCUUUCCUGCCUGUAAGUCACAGGGGUUUUUUUUUUGUUGAAACUCAUAAGGAACUAAACUGAGCACAGGUACUGCCUUUGUGUGAUAGAGAUGUGAUGGGAGAGUCAGGUCUAAAGGAAAGUGUGUCAGGUCCUCACUGUCCUCCCAGGAUGAGGACUUGCGGAGGCCUGAGCACAGUGGCUUCUGUGUGACCGCUGCUGUGGGUGUGAGAGGCACAUCAGGAAGAGAUCAUGGAACUUGAAAUAAAGUCUGUGUGAAUUCAGUAUGUGGAGGUGGGACUGAGAUUGGAAGGAAAGGCCUAGCGUCUGGAAAGCUUAAGAAUUUCUCUUUUUUUCUUAUGAGUUCUUGGUUGACUUUUGGAACAGCCAUAGCCUAAGGUCAAAUUUAAAAUAUGAACCCACAUCUUUUUCUCAUCCAAGUCUAUUGGAUGGCAUUAUUUGAAAACUGGCCUUUCCUUGCUAGGUCACAUGUCACAGGAGAGUAACUUAAGGAGCUUGUAUUGCCAGAUGUGCAUGUUAAUUCUCAAAGCCUCUACCUCCAGAAAACGGAACUCUAGCUUGUUUUCAGGGAGAUCUAUGAAUAAAGAAAUCUCUUUAUCCCAGCUUCAGUUUUCAGCCGGGAUUGUUGCCUGAAACAAGGACAGGGCCUUGGAAAUACAGAUAUAGAAGUCUUUCUCUGUUCUGGGGCUUUCUUUCUGUAGUCUCCAUUAGUUUGUCCAAGCUCAGAAUUAUAAAGACUGUUGGAAAUAUGCUGUGAUUGCAGAAAGAGCCAUUUUUUUAGACCCUGGAGAUCUCCAUCACAAAGAGUACAAUGGAUUCUUGUGUGGCUCCCAUCUGGAAGGUGCUACUGGAAUCCAGAUCUAGUCAUUUCUUCAUCUGAAGAAGCCUUGCUCUUCUGACACCAGCACAGGCUAAUGUGCUGGGUGCUAUCCCUCUGGUAUGGGGUUCCAUUUUGGGAGUCAGUUUUCAGCAUGGUUUCACAAGGCAUAGUUUGUCAGGACUAAGAAAUCUUCUAGCCCAGUGAGCAGUGAACCUGGGGGCUGGACUUUCCAGGCCUGUUCAGACACAUAGUAUGCUAAGUCCAGGAUCAGAAAGCAGCUAGCAAUGUGACCCCUUUUUAAUGUUUCAGCUGAUGCUUCCAGUGGUUCCUCUUAAUAGCCCAGCUCUUUUCUCCAUCUCUUUGGUUGUGAGGUGGGAGCAUAGCUUUCGUCCAGACCACAGGCUCAGCUAACAUUAAAGUUUGCCAGCUCCUUAAGCAGAAAAUACAUUUGGGUCUCAUUGUACCUUGACUGGGAAAGGCUAGGAGCCUCUGGCUAUCUCAGAUUUUUCAUCACAGGAGAGGGUCUGGGUGCAAGCCAGGCUGGCACCUUUACCCUUUAAAGGUGAGGCUGGUAUUUAUGUAAUCACUCUGAAGUUGAAUUUAAGUCUUUAUUCUGUUGAAACUUUUCUAUUGGCAACAGGGAGUUUAAGAAUUUGUGUAAAAACUUGUAUUUUUAACAGUUGUCAAUUCUGGCUCUUCCCAGUGUUAGUUUAUUAGUGGUUGAUUUGUGGUUUUUGUGAUUAUUGAAUUCUAAAACUCCAAGAUGAAAAUCAUUUUAUCUCUUGCUCUUUAAGGAGAAAAUCAUGAAAAUAAAGGAAGUAUCUUUUCAGUUUCUUCAGGCCUUAGAACUAUAGCAGAAAAUUUGACAGAUGCAGCCUAGGCCUGAGCACCUACAACUUCAGAUCUUUGGGCCAGUUUCUGAAUGUAGCAGUUGACUUUUGGGAUCAUAUAAGGUCAAGCCAAAAAAAGAUCAUAAAUAAAAGGCUGGACCUCUGUAGCACCUCAAUUUCCAAAGUCAAAAUACCUGGGGAUAUUUUAAGGUCCUACUGCUAACUAUAGCUUAAAAAUGUUUUUAGUGAAAUACUAAACAUUUUUCAAAUUGUAUAUUACUACAAUGUCAAAGUUUUGUCUUAAUUUUGGAGAGCCUGGGCAGUAAGGUCAUUUGGAUACUCUGGAAAUUACAUGUCAGAGUUGUUCGAAGUAGCCGAAGGGAACAGCCUGACUGACUCUUUGAUUAGUGCUGCUGCAAACACCAUGCAGAAACAGUAGGAGCCCAGGAAUAUACCUGCUGUGGUUGGGAGGGGCAGAUGUUCAUGGACAAGGGUCCCAGCAACACAGGUUAAUAAUGUGUCUUGGUUCAGGUGGUGUUGAGGAAUGGGGACAGGCAGAAGAGACCUGACAUUUGACUAAGAUUUGGAGAUAACCAUCUUUUGGGAAAGACUCUAUAUGCCCCAGCACCUUCCUUGGGGAUUAUGCAAACCUCAUCAGUUUGGGAGGUGAGUCAAGAGAACAGGGGGUUGACCCAGAUCUUGUAUGCAUCUGGAACCUUCAUCUCCUACCUCUGCUCAUGAUUCCCAAGUGAAUCGUUGCUCCCACAUUGCUCAUCAGGAUCCUUAGUUGCUCUGGUCCCCCUGCCCUGUGUAGCGCACAGAGCGCUUUCUGCAGCCACUGCUCUGCUGCUAUGCGAAGUUCAUCCACAGGCUUGGUCAGUCGCAACUUUGAAAGGUAUUUUUUCCCUUUGUUUUUAAUCUUCUGUCUUUAUUUGUCCCAUCUGGCAGCUGUAAUUGGUGACAAGGGACAGGGCAGUAGGAGGCUGACCAAAGGCAACACUUUUUUGCUUGCUACAUGACCUUCUGCUCACCCCGCUACUGCUGUCCCCAGUCUAGGUUUUUAUAGGAGUCACAUGAAUAGGACAGCUGAGUACACUGAUCUCCACUGGAUGUCAGCAAAGACUCUCCCCCUGGGUAGAAGAGAAAUCUGCAAAGGGGCAGGUGCACCACCUUUAUUCCAAAAGAAAAAGCCCCUUUAGAUUCUGAUGUUGCUAGGAGUCUCCUUUUUGAGACUACCUUCUGACUGGUUACCUUUUUAAAAUGAAGAAACAUUCUAGGCAGUUACUAUAAAAUAGUACGUUUUCACUCCAUAACUCAACAAUACUAGGUGAUAACCCUGACCUGUUGAUUGUGAACCUCAGGAAUGUUUAGUGCUUGAUGGAUGGUUUGGGUGUCCGGGAUUUAUUUUUUUUAAACUUUGAGACAUAUUUUACAUAUCAAAUUCACCCAUUUCAAGUGUUAAAUUCAGUGAUUUUAGUAACUUUCCUGAGUGGUGCAGCUAUAACUGUAACUCAGUUUUAGAACAUUUUCAUCCCCUGCAAUAAGGUCCUUCAUUUAUUACACGAUCAUUCCUGCUCCCAGCUCUAAGUGACACCAGUCUUUGUCUCUAUAAUUUGUCUUUUCUGGACAUGAGAUGAAUGGAAUCAUACAAAACAGGGUCCCUUGCCUCUGACUCUUUUCAUUUAGCAUAUUUUGUGGUUCAUCCAUGAUUAACUUGUUGGUAGUUUGUUCCUUUUUGUUGCUGCAUAGUAUUCCAAAGAAAUACACCACAUUUUGUCAGCAAGGAGUCUCUCAAACUUGGAUUUCAACGUCUCGUGGUCUGAACUCUCAGAACAUAGGACUGCAGGGGAAGCUGCUGUGCACGUCAGAGGAGCUGCUCAUCAGAACCGGCCUUGUCAUCAGAAGUUCCACAGUAGGAGCCUGAACUGCUGCAGAAAUUUUUAUAAUUUUGCAACUUCUUUUUUAUAAGGAACUUUUUUGCUGUCUACAUGUCAGGACUUUUGAAGCAUCUGGUAAUUAAUUUAUUCUAAAGUAUGAGCAUGUGUUUGGACAAGAAAUUGAACCAUCGAUAAUACUGUAUUGGAGAUUUUUUCCUCCCCAACUGGGGAGUCUCCUAACUUUCUAAAUACAGUAUCGUCUCCAUCACAAAGCGGAACCUCUAUUACAGAAUAUGCUGCUUUUGUUGGACACAUUUGGGGGGAAGGAGGACCGUGGGAGAGGAGGUGUGGAGCAGAAAUGCAGUGCAGCUUGUGAAACGAGAAGCCCCCAGAGGGUCCAUGCACAGCCCACCUUCUGUUGGUGCCGAUGCCAGCAGGCCUGGGUCUUGACUUUGGACCUUUAUCCCUGCUUCACAAGUGUUUUAAAGCUCUUUUUGCUCCCCUCCCCCCUGAAUAAACAUUACAUGGUAGUUAUUAAUACUUCUUUGGAAGGGGUAGGACUUUAAAAUUGAAAAAAUAAUUUUCAUAAAAAUAUAAAAAAUGGAAAAAAAUUACUUUAAAAAAUUGCUAUACAAACGAAAUGGCAGCUGUUGAAAAUCUCAAUAAAAAUGAGAAUAAAAUGUACUCACUGGCAGUGGGGCCCUUGUUCCUCUGGGUCACUAUGUCUUAUACAGGUAGUCUACGUGUGGUAUGUGUUCAUGAGAAAAUUUUCUGACUCAA
Messenger RNA from Artibeus jamaicensis (Jamaican fruit-eating bat), 6356 nucleotides. It is a transcript of the gene PAIP2B, whose product is annotated as poly(A) binding protein interacting protein 2B. Gene Ontology annotation, cellular component: cytoplasm. Bases 403 to 774 code for a protein of 123 amino acids. Gene Ontology annotation, molecular function: mRNA regulatory element binding translation repressor activity. NCBI's taxonomy places the organism in Eukaryota, Metazoa, Chordata, Mammalia, Chiroptera, Phyllostomidae. Gene Ontology annotation, biological process: negative regulation of translational initiation. The record is from RefSeq and is a predicted model, not a curated record. The transcript is spliced from 6 exons.